Echinococcus granulosus is the source of this 513-nucleotide messenger RNA. RefSeq names its product Ras-related C3 botulinum toxin substrate. The transcript has 3 exons. The record is from RefSeq and is a predicted model, not a curated record. The coding region runs from base 1 to 513 and encodes 170 amino acids. Gene Ontology annotation, molecular function: GTPase activity; GTP binding. Gene Ontology annotation, biological process: small GTPase-mediated signal transduction. Lineage: Eukaryota; Metazoa; Platyhelminthes; Cestoda; Cyclophyllidea; Taeniidae.
AUGGCAACACCCGAGGCAGAGAAUGAUCACAUUUUGACCAUUAAAUGUGUUGUGGUGGGAGAUGAACGAAUCGGCAAGUCGUGCUUCAUCUCGCGGCUCUCGGGCCACUCCUUCCACAGCCAGUACUGCCCGACUAUGGUCAAUAUGACGCCUGUGAGAACAAUGCGGGAGGGAAGGCUCAUGCUCGUUGAUUGUUGGGAUACUCCUGGCGCGCAUCACCUGCAGAACAUCCGACUUCUGGCCUAUCAGGGCACACAUAUCUUUGCGGUCUGCUUCUCCGUAGUUAUACCGGAAUCUUUUGAGAAUGUGUGCACAAAAUGGAUGCAGGAGAUAAGGGAACACGGGCCCUCGAAUGCCACCGUCAUUCUGAUUGGCCUACAGAGUGACCUCAGAGGAGACGAGGAUGUGAACAGGGAACUUCAUGAACGAGGAGUCCAGAGCCCAACUCUUGACCAGACAAACUGUGCAGAAAAGUCCUCUGAUAUUUAUGGUCGAGACUGUAUUACUCCAUAA